AACUUCCUUGUUUUGUCGGAACCAUUAAACUGAAAGCAUUCCAGCAAUAUACGGCCAAAAUAAACAGGACACGAGAUGCAUUUCACCAGAUCCGUCAUGUACAGGCGGAGACGGCAAGGUGGCACAGCCUAGGAGCUCUCCACCGAUUCCGGAUCCAUCCAUCUGUUUCUCUCUCUGUAUGUGUGAAUCAUGAUGCUGUGCUGGGGAAGCAGUGGCGCGGGUCAGCUGGGCAUCGGUGCGUCAGAGGCAUCUGUCUUUGAGCCCAGGAGCUGCUGCGUGUUCGACGGCCGAGGGCUUAAAGAAGUGGCGUGCGGCAACCAGCAUUCGCUCUUCCUGUUGCAUGAUGGGAGCGUCUACACCUGCGGAUCCAACAGCUGCGGUCAGCUGGGCCACGACAAGGGAGGAAGCAGGCCAGAGCUGGUUGGCGCUCUGGACGCUCAGAAGAUCUCCGGCGUGUCGUGUGGCCAGGCUCACUCUCUGGCGGUGAACGAGCAGGGUCAGGUGUUUGCGUGGGGAGCUGGAGAUGGAGGGCAGCUUGGUCUGGGAACAGCUGAAGAGGCAGUCCGCGUGCCCAGGUUGAUUAAAAAGUUGUGCGAGCAUCGGAUCUCUCAAGUAAUGUGUGGAAACCAUCACUGUAUAGCACUUUCAAAAGAUGGUCAGUUGUUUGUAUGGGGAGAGAACUCGAGCGGUCAGCUGGGUUUAGGGAAGGGAGAGCCGAGCACUCUGUCUCCUCAGCCGCUCAAAUCUCUGUGCGGGAUCCCACUGACUCAGAUCAGCGCCGGAGGAGACCACAGCUUCGCCCUGUCCUUCUCUGGAGCUGUGUUCGGGUGGGGCAAGAACAGCGCUGGACAGUUGGGUCUCAAUGACGAGCAAGACCGAGCUGUUCCCUGCCACAUCAAGUUCCUGCGCUCACAGAAGGUGGUUUACAUCAGCUGCGGAGAGGAGCACACCGCUGCCCUGACAAAGGAAGGGGGUCUGUUCACAUUUGGAAACGGUUCAAAAGGACAGCUGGGCCACGACUCCACCAGAAACGAGCCUCUUCCACGCAGAGUUAUGGAGCUCAUGGGCACUGAGGUGUCUCAGAUCGCUUGUGGGCGGAACCACACCCUGGCAUUCGUGCCCUCCACCGGUCUGAUUUACGCAUUCGGCUGCAACACUCAGGGCCAGCUUGGUUCAGGCAUAAGAGGAAGCGCCAAGAGCCCCGUUCCUGUCAGUAACAUCCAGCCCCUUUGCAUUGGAAAUGCAUACACAAGAGCAGAGCACUGCACCAUUACGAAGAUUCACAGUGGAGGAGAUCAUAAUUUCCUGUUGUUGUCGACUGUGGAGGGUUUGUCUUGUCCUGAUGAUUUCCGCAUUCUAAACACCACGAAAAGCAUCGCUCUGAUUAAUUCUGAGAGUCUGGACAGCUGGAGGAUGAAGCUUCAUGACAGCAGCGAUUCGAGCAUCACUAAUGACAUCAUUCUGCUGUUGUCCUCGACUGCAUGUUGGAAUGCCAGCUUUUUGGACCAAAGUGAUGACGGGCAUUUCAAAACCAACCCCAAAGUCCCAGGCAUCGAUUUCAAUGCUGUUCGGCUGCUUUUCGAGACCCUGAUGAAACCAGCCUUCGCAAGACUUUUGGAGCAGAUCACAAAGAGCUUUGAGAGUCUCCUGAUCCCCCAGCUGCCCUGUUCUCCUCCUGACGUGGAAGCCAUGCGGAUCUACCUGAUCCUGUCUGAAUGUCCCGCUUUCCAGGACUCCAAAAACUACAUCACUCUCACCAUCCCUCUCGCCAUGGCCAUCCUCAGACUGGACGCCAACCCCAGCAAAGUGCUCGAUAACUGGUGGUCGCUGAUGGACUGCACGGUAUUUACCAGAUUAGUGGAGAUGUACAAAAGCAUCGUCGUGUUUCUGUUGACCGGCGGGAAGGCUCUUCUGAUGCCUGUGUUUCUGGAGAGCUACACCAGCGCCGCUUUGCGAUUGCUGGAGAAACUACACAAGGUCAACCUGAAAGCCCAUCGUGUGGAAUACAACCACUUCUACAUCCCUGACAUCGCAACCCUGGUGGACAUCCAGGAAGACUACCUCAAAUGGUUUCUGCGCAAAGCUGAUAUUAAAAUGCGAUACCCUCCAGUACAGGGUUCUGUCACGUUAUGUGCCUAUCCGUUCAUAUUGAACGCGCAAGCCAAGACAACCGUGCUGCAAACAGAUGCUGAGCUGCAAAUGCAGAUGGCAGUAAGCGGUGCUAACUUGCACAACGUCUUCAUGCUGUUGACCAUGGAGCCUUUGCUGGCGAGGAACCCUUUCCUGGUGCUCCACGUACGGAGAAACCACUUAGUCAGCGACGCUCUCCGGGAGCUCACAGUCUACAAUGAUGUAGACUUGAAGAAGCCACUCAAGGUCAUCUUUGAUGGAGAGGAAGCUGUGGAUGCUGGAGGAGUCACCAAGGAGUUCUUCCUGCUCCUGCUGAAAGAGCUCAUGAACCCCAUUUACGGCAUGUUCACGCAGUAUUCAGAGUCCAAUCUGCUGUGGUUCUCUGACAAAUGUUUUGUGGAGCACAAUUGGUUCCACCUGAUUGGCAUCAUCUGUGGUUUGGCCAUCUAUAACUCCACUGUGGUGGACCUGCACUUUCCCCUGGUCCUCUACAAGAAGCUCCUGGAAAUUUCGCCCACUUUGGAUGACCUGAAAGAACUUUCGCCUACAGAGGGAAGGAGUUUGCAGCAGCUGCUGGAGUUUGAGGGUGACGUGGAGGAAACCUUCUGUCUCAACUUUGCAAUCACAAGAGAGUAUUAUGGGAUCACGGAGGUGAAGGAGCUGGUGCAGGGAGGAAAGACCAUCGCUGUGGACAGAACCAACAGGAAGGAGUUUGUUCAGGCGUAUCUGCAGUAUGUGUUCAGCGACGCAGUACAGGAGCAGUAUUCAGCCUUCUCCAGUGGUUUCCUGAAGGUCUGCGGUGGAGAGAUUCUGUCUCUCUUCCAGCCUUCUGAACUCAUGGCCAUGGUGGUGGGCAACAACAACUACAACUGGGAGGAGAUGGAGAAGAAUGCCUCAUACAAGGGCGAGUUUUCUGCGUCCCACCCAACAGUUAGGAUGUUUUGGGAGGUGUUUCAUGAGUUUUCCUUGGAGAAAAAAAAGCAGUUCUUAUUGUUCUUGACAGGCAGUGACCGCAUCCCCAUCCACGGCAUGGCCAGUUUACGCAUUGUCAUCCAGUCCACGGCUGCAGAAGAGCACUACCUUCCAGUGGCUCACACCUGUUAUAAUAUGCUGGACAUGCCCUGCUACCAGACCAAAGAGACCCUGCGGCAGCGCCUCACACAGGCCGUGGAGCAGUACGAGGGCUUCAGUCUGGUCUAAACAAGAACUACGGAGGGGGCUUUCUAUAUGCUGAAACUGCACUUUAAACCCGUGGAGAAAUGGAAAGGAACGCUGCUCUCGCAUUUGUUUUACCACAAACGAGCACAUCUCGAUUCUCAUACGAGUAAAAUCUAUUAUUUUCCUAUUUUUUACAGACUGACUCUGACUUGCUUGUUUGGUCGCAUCUUGAGACGUGCACAAUUUUUUCCCUUUUUAUUUCCCUCUUCUUUUUGGUUAUAAAAAAUUAUAUUUUUUAAAUGACAAAAAUAAAUUAUAAUAUUAGGAAUGAGUAGUUGGCAAAUAAAUUAAGAUAUUUGACUUUCGUUAUAUAUUUUGCAAGUGUAAUUGUUUUUGAAUCAGAUUUAAAAACCAAUAGGUUGCUCUAUAGUCUUAAUUUAUUUUAUCAUGUUGGUUUACACGAAUUUGGAAUGAAUUUUCUAGUUAAACACCCUUACAAAAGCUUGUUAUUAAAUGUUAAAUGGAUAGUUUACAGCAAUGGUCUCAAACUCAAUUUCUGGAGGCCCGCAGCUCUGCAGUUUAACUCCAACCACCUCCAACUCAAACCUGCUUAAUAGUCUAGUAGUCUUGAACACCUUGAUUAGUUGGAUCAGCUUGUUUGAUUAGGGUUGGAGCAAAACCGUGUAGAGCUGCAGCCCUCCAGGAAUUCAGUUUGAGCCUAUGAUUUACAGUAGUUUAAUAUGAAUAUUUACUCUCAGGUAAUCUAAGCUGACUUUCUUCAGUGGAAAUAAACAUGGGUGCUGUCACUUUUAAAGUAUGAAAUAAAAGUUAAUUGUCUACAAUUAAAUCCAUGUUGCAUUAAGGUGGUAUUAUAUGAAACGAUUGGCCUGUGUGUUUAAGAUGUGUAAUAUUAUAUGUGCGAUAGCAAUCUGAACUAGCGCUAUUGCGCUUGCGUCACGUGAGAGCCCGCGUUUACCUGAGGCGAUAGAUUACACGUAGUAAAGUAGUAUGUAAUGUUGUACUUCUUGGGAAAACUCUACGUUUCGUUUACAAAAGACGUCAUUAUAUCAUAUGGAGCAGCGUGUAUUCGUUUGUGGUGGCUUGUAUAAGCGUGUUUGACUCUUAAAGUGACGGCACCUGUGGACUUUAAUUUAUGAAUUAAACCAAGGGCAACGAGUGCACCUAAUAUCGUGGCUGGUAUCCUACUGAGGAAAAAAAUAAUCUAGGCGUUUUGGCUGGCCUGAGGGUAAGUAAAUCAACCAGUUUUCAUUUUGGGGUGAACUAUUUCUUGAAUCAGAAAGCCAUUCACAACACUUAAAAUUGGACGUUAUUUUUAUGAAAACGGUAGAAAUAACAACCCCAUCAGCAUAUGACGUCAAACAGACACUUUCGAUCACGAUACAUAAUUUUUUAUACUAAUUUUUGAGCUUUACUCAUUCAGUCAGUGCUCCGACCGACGUUAAGGUUAUGCAUUUUCGCGCCUCCCUACUUAAUUCCAACGGUUUUCUUUUCACUGUAUGUACAGUAUCAAGUUAUUAUCAUAAAAUGUCUUUUAUGAUUGACAUGCGCAUGUCAUGCCCAUGGUGAACGCCGAAGCUGCUUUUCUGAAAUAUUUUAUUGGUAACGUUAUUUGGGGCAAGAUUUCUGUUAGAAAAAUGGGAUUUGAUUAAGGAACGUGAUCCAGCAAUAACUACUGGUUGAAGUGUGUGUACUAGUUCUGGGAUUUUACUCCAGCAAAUGUGAAUAUACUAACAGCUGUGUUGUUUUUCCGGUCAAAAUAUUGCCGCUUUUUUCAAUUUAAUCCCUCUAUUUCAGAGGACAGUCAUAUGCUGUAAACUAGAUUUUGUUUUCUACUCUCAUUGCUGGUUUUGCAAUUAAAAUGGCUAAGAGUGUCUCUUCGAGUCCAAGGUGGGUGAUACGGGAAUAUUUGGGACCACGGUGAUGUGUUUGCUGUGGCGUUUUGCAUCAAGCUGCAUGAGAUGUAUUUGUUUGUACAUGAUGGAAGGUCAUAUAAAGAAGUGUUUCUAUCCAGCUUAUUACUUUCUGUCAAUGUAUGCAAACAAGGGCUUCUUAGUGGGUACUGAUGCAUUGUUAUUUUAGUAAAGUAUAUUUUACUUUUAUAGCUUUCAAAUGGAGUAUAUUGUUUUAUCUAUUUUGUUUUCCAGAACAAUAAAAUGAAUUCACCUCAGAUGAAAUAUUA
Molecule: messenger RNA, 5488 nt
Organism: Danio aesculapii
Lineage: Eukaryota; Metazoa; Chordata; Actinopteri; Cypriniformes; Danionidae
Gene: herc3
Product: HECT and RLD domain containing E3 ubiquitin protein ligase 3
Exons: 25
Coding region: 190-3330 (1046 amino acids)
Molecular function (GO): ubiquitin-protein transferase activity
Source: RefSeq, a predicted model, not a curated record